Molecule: messenger RNA, 1432 nt
Organism: Misgurnus anguillicaudatus (oriental weatherfish)
Lineage: Eukaryota; Metazoa; Chordata; Actinopteri; Cypriniformes; Cobitidae
Gene: blvrb
Product: biliverdin reductase B
Molecular function (GO): biliverdin reductase [NAD(P)H] activity; riboflavin reductase (NADPH) activity
Source: RefSeq, a predicted model, not a curated record
AUCAAAUCGAGGGCGUGCCGGUGUUUGUAGCUUUUCCUGAAAGAGGCGUUACCGUAACUUACAUGACACUGUUACGUUAACCGCGUUAAGGUCAGAGUUGCCAUUAGACUUCAGAUUAAAAACUAUUACCAAGUUACACAGACCACGAGCUUUUCUACACGCCGAUAUGUCUGAUGCUAUUAAAAAUGUGGCGAUCUUCGGCAGCACGGGGAUGACGGGGUUAGCGACCUUACCUAUUGCAGUGUCUGCAGGUUACAAUGUGACUGUGCUGGUGAGAGACCCCGCAAGGCUUCCUGCAGAUCAUAAGGCUUCCAGAGUGGUGGUGGGAGAUGUCCUGAACAAAGAUGAUGUUAAGAAGACUUUGGAGGGUCAGGAUGCAGUCAUCAUCAUUUUGGGGACAAGGAAUGAUCUCAGUCCCACAACAAUGAUGUCUGAGGGAACAAGGAACAUUCUGGAGGUCAUGAAAGCUCGCGGAAUCCGUAAAGUGGUUGCGUGCAUGUCAGCGUUCCUGCUGUGGGAUCGCUCCAAAGUUCCUCCUCGCCUGGUGCCGGUCACUGAAGAUCAUGACAGAAUGUACACUAUCUUGAAGGAAUCAGGACUGGACUACAUAGCAGUCAUGCCUCCACACAUUGCUGACGACAAACCACUGACAGAAAAAUACACUGCUACUGAGAACAUGUUGAAAGGAAGAGUCAUCUCCAAACAUGACCUGGGCCAUUUCUUUGUCAAGUGCCUUUCCACUUCUGAAUGGGAUGGAAAAACAGUUGGAGUUUGUGGAGAAUAUAGCUAAUCUAUCCAGGCCUUUUUUUUAACUACAGCCUCCUUUUUUUAUAAACACAUAUGCUGAUCAGCAAUAAAAAGUUACGCUGUAAAAAGUGAAAAUUGGAUCAAAUUACUUCAAUUGGUAAUGCCUAUAAUUUUUCUCACUUUAACUAAAAAAUUCACUCAAAAUAUUUGAAGUGUCACCAAUUGAAGUAAUUCUAAAACAUUUUCACCUUAAAUGAAUCACUUAAAAAUUUAUAAAACUUAAUUUUAUUCGGUGUUACCAAUUUUUUAACCCCUUCAGACCUGAUUUUUCAGGUGUUAAAUCACUAUGCCUUGUUUUGAUUGAUUGAACAGCAUUUUUAUUGGUUUGAUCCACAAAACAUGUGAUGUCCAUUCCAGUGGACACAGUGUCUGAAGGGGUUAAGUACAGCAGCUUUCACUUUUUACAGUGUAUAAUCAUUAGACAUUCUUUAUCAAACAUGUAUAAUUUUAACAUGUUUACAUAAAUGCCCUAUUUAUAGCAUUAAAGAGUUGUGCAAAUUUUAUUUAAGAAAAAAAUUUAAUUGGAGAAAAUGUGCGAUUGAUGAUCCGUUUUUGUUUUGCCUUAAGAACUUGCAGUGUUUUUGUUGAUUUUUUAUUUUCUCAAUAAAACUAUGCAUUAUUGAUA